AUGUCACCGACGAUAACGGAAAUUUUGGGCAUCGCAAUUCCCACGAUCGGCGGCAAUCCGCAGACCAUGCAGACGCGGGACCAUCCGUUCAAUCGGUCCACCCGGCCGCUCCUGGAGCGUCGGGCCCAGCCGCAGGUGGUCAGCACCAAGAAGCACGGCAACGGCACGGCUGGCGGUGGCGGGGGCCACGUGCCGAAGGUGCCGGUCCGCGGUUACAAUGACUUCAACCUGAUCAGCCGUCAGUACGACGCGUGGAACUCAACCGACUCGCACAAAGGCUACCCGUACGGGAGUCCUCCGUCUCCGACGGGUGGUGACGGUGACCCCCAGCGGCACCACUUCCAAUUUUCCGAUCUGGAUGGGCGCCAGCGGGCUCAGCACUACCAGCGGACGGUCAAUCAGUACACCGUCAACAGCAACAACAGCGAUGACGAUGACUACGACGAGCUGGUCUACCACCACAACCAGCUGAACGCGGCCGGCAAGGCGGGUGUCGGUGGCGGGGCGAAGCCUCAGCAGCAGCAGCAGCAGCACCAGCAACUGCGCCGCCGGCUGCUGGAUGCGGCCUCGCCAGCACCGCCCACUCCUCCGCAACGGAUGUUCCUGGGAGCUCAGCAGCAGCAGCAGCACCAUCACAAGACACCACCGCCGCCGCCGAGGCGAACCGAGUCACCGCCUGCUCCGGCAGGGAGCGGCGGCGGUGCCGAUAUUGAUGGACCGUUCGUGUUCGGUGUCCAUCAUCCGAACACCUUCACGCCGGCCUACGGCAAGGUGGCGACACUGUACGGCACCAACACGGCCGUCGGCGGCAAGGAUGCGAAGGAUACGGUUCCCACGUCCAGUCCCGUCUCGAGCCAGACCAGCAGUGAUAUUAGUUCUAGUGGAAAAUCACGUCGCGCCCUGGUGAAGGAACGGAAGAAGGCAUCGAAGCGGACGAAGAACGACAAAAAAGAAAAAUCAAAACCGUCGCUGGAGAAGCGGUUCUCGGAAGCGAAAGCGUCGCCGACCGUCAAGUGUGUUCUCGUCGGCGACGGUGCCGUCGGCAAGACGAACCUGAUCGUUUCCUACAUCCAGGAUCGGUUCAUCCACGAGUACGUGCCAACGGCGUUCGAUAAAUACAACGUGGAUGUAAGCGUCGACGGGAGACCGAUCUGCGUGACCCUCUGCGAUACGGCCGGCCAGGACGCGCUGGAUACGCUGCGGCAGCUCUGCUACCCCGGCUCGGACGUUAUCCUGCUCUGCUUCUCCGUCGUUCGGCCGGAAAGCUUCCGCUCGCUGGCGACCAAGUGGGAACCGGAAAUCAGCAAACUGAAGGGCGUCUCCGUCGUGCUGGUCGGGACGCAGUCCGAUCUGCGGAAUGACCAGGGUACCAUCACCAAGCUACAGGCACAAGGAGAGAAACCGAUACCGGUCUCCUCGGCGUGGGACUUUGCACGGAAAAUUGGCGCCAAAUAUGUGGAAACGUCGUCGCAUAAAAAGGAAGGCAUCAAGGAGGUGUUCGAUACGGCCAUCUGGGACGCGCUGCAAUCACAGGAGUUUAGCCAACGGAAGCGACCCCUCUGGAAGCGGUUAUGCUGCUUGACCUGCGGAUAACCGGAACAGCCGCCGCCGGCGCCCCGGAAACCCCCGGGUGUAUCAAGACUGUCAGCGCUCCGUGCGUCGCGGACCUGCCCGCGCAUGGCCGGAGCGAUGGAAACGUAACCUCAACAUACACAACACGCGCGGAAGAAAUAGAAACCGACGACAAUGAAUAGCUUUGCUUAGUGUUUAGUACAUUAGCCUGGUUAGCGUGUAACAUUUGUACAGCAAAAGGGCAAACACGCAAACGGCCGA
This is a messenger RNA of Anopheles cruzii, 1833 nucleotides long. RefSeq lists its product as uncharacterized. Bases 1 to 1593 code for a protein of 530 amino acids. Gene Ontology annotation, molecular function: GTP binding; GTPase activity. The transcript has 6 exons. The record is from RefSeq and is a predicted model, not a curated record. Gene Ontology annotation, biological process: small GTPase-mediated signal transduction. NCBI's taxonomy places the organism in Eukaryota, Metazoa, Arthropoda, Insecta, Diptera, Culicidae.